This is a messenger RNA of Periophthalmus magnuspinnatus, 1711 nucleotides long. Its product is annotated as leucine-rich repeat-containing protein 30-like. Gene Ontology annotation, molecular function: protein binding. Lineage: Eukaryota; Metazoa; Chordata; Actinopteri; Gobiiformes; Gobiidae. The coding region runs from base 245 to 1063 and encodes 272 amino acids. The transcript has 8 exons. The record is from RefSeq and is a predicted model, not a curated record.
ACAGUAUCUUCAGUUCAGAGUAAUGGACCAGAGCAGCUGGACCAGGACCGGACUAAAACAGGACUAGACCAGGACUACACCAGGACUAGACCAGAACUAGACCAGGACUCAGAUCCAAAACCACUUUAAAUGAGCCAAUCACAGAAGUGCUGACAGGUCACAUGACUCUGGAGUGAAGCCCCGCCCAUUUUCACAGGAAACAUGGACUAAACCAGGACUAAACCAGAACUGAACCAGGUCCAGGAUGGGCUCUGGUCUGUGUAAGAAGAAACCACCCCCAGAACCAAAGGAGGACCCAGCCCCAAAGCACAGUCUGGUCUUGAACCUAACCCGAAGAGGACUCAAGGAUGUCCCGGCAGAGGCCUGGUCUCAGUCUGAUCUGCAGAAGCUGAACUUGUCCCUCAACUGUCUGCGCUCUGUGUCUCCUCAAAUCUGUGUCCUCAAAAACCUGCAAGUCCUCAACCUGUGGGGCAACCAGGUGUGUUCUCUUCCUUCAGAAGUGGGGGCACUGCAGAGGCUCAGAGUUCUGUUUUUAUCCAGAAACAAACUCACAGAAAUCCCAGAGGAGCUGGGACAGUGUACACAACUUGAGGUCCUCAGUGUGUCUCAGAACCAGCUGCGAUCUUUGCCCUGGACUCUGUCAAACCUCCUCAACCUGAGGAAACUCAACCUGAGCAACAACCAGUUUAGCCAACUGCCCACCUGUGUGUACAGCCUCAGGAGUCUGGUGUUUCUUGACCUGGGUUGGAACCUCCUGGAGAACCUGGCAGAGAACAUCCAGAACCUGACAGAGCUCAGGAUCUUAAUCCUGGAGGGAAAUCACCUGAACAGCCUGCCCAAAGCCUUGUGCAACCUGAGCAGCCUGGAGCUGUUGAAUGUUGACUUCAAUGACAUCAAAGAUGUUCCUCAGGAGUUCCAUCAGCUGACGGGGCUCCGCAGACUGGCCUGUCACCCUCUGGACUCAGGUCUGCACAUUCUCCACAACCCUCUGAUGAAGCCCACUAAGGAGGUGCUGGAGGGAGGGCUGAAUGCGCUGUACAGCUACCUCAGGACCCCCGCAUAGACCAGACCAGGACCAGAUCAGCACCAGACCAGGACCAGAGACCAGACUGAGUCCAGACCCUCCCCUAAGUCCAGUGAGAUGUUGGAUGGAUGUGGGCCCCAUCUGAAUGUAACUCUCUUUGUUUAAACCUGCUCAGGUGUGAAGAGUCAGAGAGAAGUCAGAUUACUCACAUCAGAUGGAACUAUUUACAUCACAUUUACUUAAUAUCAGAGUUGUGUGUUACUCAGCCGUCAUUAAAAAGGGGGUAUUUAACUUCUGGGGUAUUUUGCUUUUACUUUUGUUUUUGACACUCCAUUGUCUUCCCUCCCUUUGCUAAGUCACUCCCCCUGCAGAGUGAUGUCGCAUUACAAUCACUGUACAUGCCACUAAUGAAACUACUGCACAGGUGUGUCCAGUUGUUGUGUACAGAUUUUUAUCCUGCUUUUGGUAUAUUUAUGGAGGAGUAUGGGAGCAUGGGUGACGUAGGCUUGUGGGCGGAGCCUUGUAGAGGAUCAUACAGCUGACGCGUCUAUAAACGCUUCAGGCCACACUUUUGAUGAGGGAAAAACAUUUUAACAUGGUAGAAAGCUCAAAAAGUAGAUUUUUAACUUUAACCGUCAGUGUUUAGUGUAACAUGCCUAUAACAGGUCACACACUAUUUAUCAAAAC